UAGAUACAAAUAGCUGGGUGUACACAAUCUUCAUCCUCCGCCCACACCAGAGAGAUAGAGGGAGAGAGACUAAGAGAGAGAUAAAAAAUGCCGGCUGGACAUGGACUGAGGUCGAGGACCCGAGACUCGUUCUCUCGGGCAUUCAGGAAGAAGGGUACGAUCCAUCUAUCCACGUACCUCAGGACUUACCACAUCGGCGAUUACGUCGAUAUUAAGGUCAAUGGUGCUAUCCACAAGGGUAUGCCCCACAAGUUCUACCAUGGCCGCACUGGUCAGGUCUGGAAUGUCACCAAGCGUGCUAUUGGUGUUGAAAUCAACAAACAGGUAGGAAACAGGAUCAUCCGAAAGAGGAUUCAUGUCCGUAUUGAGCAUGUUAUGCCUUCCAGAUGCACCGAGGAAGUCAAGCUAAGGAAGAAGAAGAAUGAUCAGUUGAAGGCUGAGGCCAAGGCCAGAGGUGAAGUUAUUAGUACCAAGAGGCAGCCUGAGGGUCCGAAGCCUGGUUUCAUGGUUGAAGGAGCUACAUUGGAGACGGUCACUCCUAUUCCUUAUGAUGUGGUUAAUGAUCUCAAAGGAGGAUAUUAAGUUGUUUUGUUUUCUGGAUCAUAUCUAGUCGCUUCGUUUAAUGAUUCAUGGAACUUAUUAAGUCUUUGAUAGCUGUUUGUUUAGACAAAAUGUUAUAUUUUGCAAUCUUAAUAUUGAAGACAUGUUUUUUGCCA
Daucus carota subsp. sativus is the source of this 716-nucleotide messenger RNA. Its product is annotated as large ribosomal subunit protein eL21z/eL21y. Gene Ontology annotation, biological process: translation. The record is from RefSeq and is a predicted model, not a curated record. The transcript is spliced from 2 exons. Bases 88 to 582 code for a protein of 164 amino acids. NCBI's taxonomy places the organism in Eukaryota, Viridiplantae, Streptophyta, Magnoliopsida, Apiales, Apiaceae. Gene Ontology annotation, cellular component: ribosome; cytosolic large ribosomal subunit. Gene Ontology annotation, molecular function: structural constituent of ribosome.